GCCAUUGGCCUUCUCUGCAGGCGUCUGUAGUCAUCCUCCGUACGGGUAGGGCCAAAGGUGCCAUCUUUCAUUGUUGAUUACGUGGUGUGCUCCGGUGGCAAUUCGGUAAUGGAGUCCACACGUUGGACGGGUGACGUCGAAGUUCGUUCCGAUGGCAGUACUGACAUGCACGUCGGCCGUGUGCAUGCACGGCCCCAUUCUCGGGUCCCGAGCAUGCAUUCCUUCGUCGCCGUGCGUCAAUCAACGCCAGCCGUGCAACGUCAGUACUUCCCCUCACGUGCGCCUUCCCAGUCGUUGCCCUUCGAUAGAGGGUGUGGUAGACAGUCUCCCGAGAGGUUGCAUGCAGGCCUUCUGCGUGGUUGUCCACCAGCGGUGGACAUGUGGGACGACGGCGGUUUCGCCGUUGAUGAUCACUCUUUCUCCGUCCAACAGCAGUGCGAUUUGUAUGCAGCGAGGGCAUGCAUAGAAGUGACGAGCAUGGGUGCAGGUUUUGGCAUGCCGGCGGCGGGCGCACAGAACAUGGACAUGGGUGGCACACCUUGGUCUCCCCAAUGCACCCAGAGCACGGUGCGGUCGUUCGGCAUGCGGUGUUCUCCAUCUCCUCAGCUGGGCGUUCACACAGACGGCCCGGGGUAUCGUACGAACACGCGGCCGGUGUCUCUCGAGACUCGCAUGGAUUCACCGUACGACGAAGGCACUGUCGUUUCCGGAGGAGCCGGUGAAGACAUUCAUGCAGAGCACGAAAGUGUUGUUCCAGUGAUGGCAAGGUCGAUGGGCGAGCAGGGUGAUGCACAGGGCCGGGGUGCGGAAGGCGGGGAGGGGAGCAGGCGGUUGGCGAAUGCUCGACCGUCGGCUCAGAAGAAGCAAAGCGUGCCAUGGACGUUGGACGAGCGAGCGAAGCUUGCAUUCGUUAUGGGCGAGGACGAUGCCCUUAUGGCGGAUGCUAACGGCCAACACCGAUUCAAGUAGAGCAAAGAGCGGUAUGCGUGGGUGACCGAUAGGAUGAAGGACGUUGGCUUCAAACACAGGACCGUC
Molecule: messenger RNA, 1035 nt
Organism: Chara braunii
Lineage: Eukaryota; Viridiplantae; Streptophyta; Charophyceae; Charales; Characeae
Source: the annotation of a GenBank genome assembly